AUGGCACGAUCCCAGACGAUGAGCAGCAAGCUUUUACUACUUGCACUCAUGUGUGUGUUAUUAGUGAGUACGUCUUGCCACAAAGUCCUGAUUCUCCCAGGAAUCUCCAUUGGAAGUCAUUUUCUAUACCUCGCAAAAAUUGGCGACCAUUUGAAGAACCAAGGCCACCAUGUUACAUUGCUGUUAGGGAAAAACCACAACUCUCUGAGCAAGAUAAAUCACAUCGCAGACAGUUUCCACUUUGAAAAUUAUACCAGUGCUGUGGACAAAGAUGCGAUUGGAAAGCUGGACAAGAUGUAUACAAAUUUUCUAAAAGGGGAGUUUGAUCCUAUGGACCAUAUGAUAAUGGUUAACAUAUUAGUAGAAGAUUGUAUGUUACUACUCGAAAACAAGGAAUUAUUUGAACGCUUACAAAAAAAAGGGUUUGAUGUUAUACUUACCAACAACGGCUCUCCAUGUACCAUUCUCAUGUCACAAAAACUAGAUCUACCGUUUGUCAUUGAAUGGACAGAGUUUAUGGAGUCAUCCAGACAUGGAGUUGUUAUAUUAUCAUUUGGUUCAAUGACUAAUCUCGCGACUAAUCCCGAGAAAAUGGAAGUUAUUUGCGCUGGGCUUGCCAGAUUGCCACAGAACGUAAUCAUGAAAUAUAAUGGACCCCCACCAACAACUCUUGGUAAUAAUACCAAAUUGACAAAAUGGAUGCCUCAAAAUGAUUUACUUGGUCACCCUAACACCAAAGCUUUUGUAACUCAUGGCGGCAUGAAUGGUGUAUACGAAGCUAUAUAUCAUGCUGUUCCAAUGGUAGGAUUUACCUUUGUACGGUGA
Saccoglossus kowalevskii is the source of this 825-nucleotide messenger RNA. Its product is annotated as UDP-glucuronosyltransferase 2B19-like. Lineage: Eukaryota; Metazoa; Hemichordata; Enteropneusta; Harrimaniidae. The record is from RefSeq and is a predicted model, not a curated record.